Molecule: messenger RNA, 679 nt
Organism: Paramecium primaurelia
Lineage: Eukaryota; Ciliophora; Oligohymenophorea; Peniculida; Parameciidae
Source: the annotation of a GenBank genome assembly
AUGCUAUUCUAUAACUUAAUACAGAUCUCUUUUAUAAAAGUACGGUCGAACAUCCUGAUGAAGAAAGAGAAGAUGAUAUAUUGAAUUGAUUGACUAAUAUAUAGAAUAGCAACCUUAAAUUGGUAUCAACUCUCCCUAUUUAUUAACAAAUCUUAUUUAUUAAACUAAAAUUUUAGAAAAAGAUUAAUUUAUAGGACUACUAUUGGAUUCUAUUAAAAAUAUUACUGAUUUCAAAAAAGAAUACAUUAAGUUUGCAUAAAUCAUUUUUAUAUUUGUAUAAAUCUUAAGAGUUAAUAUUGAUAGGUUAUUAUAGUUUUCGCCUAUUGUAGUUAAAAUUCUAACUGAAAAAUAGAAAUUUGAAAGUAUAAAAAAGAUAUCAAUAAAAUAGUUAACAUCAUCACAUUGUUGUGAUACAUUAUUAAAAUUAAUUAUAGAAUUCUUUUAUUAAGGAGAAAGUUUAGAAAACUAUUAUAAUUAUUUUAAAUAAGGAUUAGCAUAUUUAAAUGAUUAAUCACUUGAUAUCUUAGAAGAAUUCUUAAUUGAAAUAUAGAAGUUCUUUAAGUAAAAAAGUGAAUUUGAUUUCUCUAUCAAUUUUCUUAAUAAUAAAGUUUAACUCUAAUUAACCAUAUUUACAGAAUUAGACUUAGAUUUAACAGAUGCUUAAAUCAUAAUGAAUUGA